Molecule: messenger RNA, 3118 nt
Organism: Calidris pugnax (ruff)
Lineage: Eukaryota; Metazoa; Chordata; Aves; Charadriiformes; Scolopacidae
Gene: NARS1
Product: asparaginyl-tRNA synthetase
Exons: 14
Biological process (GO): asparaginyl-tRNA aminoacylation
Cellular component (GO): cytoplasm
Molecular function (GO): ATP binding; nucleic acid binding; asparagine-tRNA ligase activity
Source: RefSeq, a predicted model, not a curated record
CCAUCUGGUUGGUUUCCAAGGUUUAUUGCUGCUGAUAACCGCGAAGAUUUGUAUGCCCUUGUGUGUUUCCAGUUGUUCCUGAACGUUUCCCUAGCUGGUUGUUUCUUUUUGAGUAACUGCCCCUGUUUGUCGUGCCUUGCAGAGGAGCUGUACGUUUCUGAACGAGAGGGCAACGAUUCCACUGGCGAUGGGACACAAAAGAAACCCUUCAAGACCGUUUUGAAGGCUCUGAUGACGGCAGGAAAGGAGCCGUUUCCUACGAUCUACGUGGAUUCACAAAAAGAAAACGAGAGAUGGGCCAUUAUUUCAAAGUCACAGAUGAAAAACGUCAAAAAGCUGUGGCACAGGGAGCAAAUGAAGAAUGAAGCCAAGGAGAAAAAGGAGGCAGAAGACCUUUUGAGAAGAGAGAAGAACCUGGAGGAAGCCAAGAAAGUUGUUAUCAAGAACGAUCCUAGUCUUCCAGAGCCCAAAUGUGUGAAGAUUGAUGCUCUGAAGGCUUACAGAGGCCAGAGGGUGAAGAUUUUUGGCUGGAUUCACAGAUUACGGAGACAAGGAAAAAAUUUGAUGUUCAUUGUUUUGAGAGAUGGCACGGGUUUUCUUCAGUGUGUCCUGUCAGAUGAGCUGUGCCAGUGCUACAACGGGCUGGUUCUCUCCACGGAGAGCAGCGUUGCGGUGUACGGGACGCUCAACCUCGUUCCCGAAGGCAAGCAGGCCCCGGGAGGCCACGAGCUGAACUGUGAUUACUGGGAGCUUAUUGGUCUGGCCCCAGCAGGAGGGGCUGACAAUCUGCUCAAUGAGGACUCGGAGGUCGAUGUGCAACUCAAUAACAGGCACAUGAUGAUUCGAGGGGAGAACAUGUCCAAAAUCUUCAAGGUGCGCUCCAUGGUGGUGCAGGCCUUCAGGGAUCACUUCUUUGCCAAUGGCUAUUAUGAAGUCACACCACCCACUUUAGUCCAGACGCAGGUGGAAGGAGGCUCAACCCUGUUCAAGCUGGAUUAUUUUGGGGAAGAAGCAUACUUGACCCAGUCGUCCCAGCUCUACCUGGAGACCUGCAUUCCAGCCCUGGGAGACGUUUUCUGUGUUGCUCAGUCCUACAGAGCUGAGCAGUCCAGGACCCGCAGGCACUUGGCAGAAUACACUCACAUUGAAGCCGAAUGUCCUUUCAUCAGUUUUGAGGAUUUGCUGGACCGCCUGGAGAACUUGGUUUGUGAUGUAGUGGACAGAGUCCUGAAAUCUCCUGCGUCGAGCUUGCUGUACGACCUCAACCCGGGCUUCCAGCCCCCGAAACGUCCGUUCCGACGAAUGAACUACUCUGAAGCCAUCGAGUGGUUAAAGGAACACGAUGUGAAGAAGGAAGAUGGCACUUACUAUGAGUUUGGGGAAGAUAUCCCUGAAGCUCCCGAGAGGCUGAUGACAGACACCAUUAACGAGCCAAUCCUGUUGUGCCGAUUUCCCGCAGAGAUCAAGUCUUUCUACAUGCAGCGCUGCCGUGAGGAUGCCCGCCUUACCGAGUCUGUUGACGUGCUGAUGCCCAACGUUGGUGAAAUCGUUGGAGGCUCCAUGCGUACCUGGGACAGCGAGGAGCUACUGGAGGGCUACAGGAGAGAGGGCAUCGAUCCCACGCCGUACUACUGGUACACUGACCAGCGGAAGUACGGCACGUGCCCUCACGGUGGCUAUGGCUUGGGCUUAGAGCGGUUCCUGACCUGGAUUCUGAACAGACACCACAUCCGGGACGUGUGUCUGUACCCACGCUUCGUGCAGCGCUGCAAGCCUUAGCGUCCCCGGGAGGAGAGCCCAGGAAACCAGCAGCCGGGGCUUGGCCAGGAACCCUACGCUCUGCUGUCCCACGGCCUGGCCCAGAACAAGACCUAGUGCAACCUGUUGCUGAUACAAAUACUAAUUUAGGAUGUGAAAAGGAAAACAAACCCCUUUUUUAAAGGAAAACGCUACCAAUUAACUGGAAGAAGCCUUAGAAAAAAUUGUUAGGUGCAUUUAUGCUCUCAGCAUAAAACAAAGAUCCUGAUAAGCUGUCAUUUAAAAAACAAGACCCGCUUCUGCUUUUAAUUUCUGUGACUUAAAAGAAAAUAUGCUGGGCAUUUGAUUAUUUUUUUAAUUUGCUUUAAUCGGUUUUCUCUUACGGUUUCCUAUUGGAGAAAUCGGGAGUUGAAGCUCUGUAAAUUCCUAAAUAGUGACCUCUGAGAAUGGUAUGAAGAGACAUUAUCUAAAUAGCUCAGCAAACAACAAAAAUGGGAAUAAUCAUAUUAAGCGCUGCACUUUUUUAGCUCCUGUUUUUAAUGGAAGUUCCGUUGGCAUUUAUGCAGCAGCAGGGUAUGGAGUAUUGAGCAGCAGUUUCCGCUGCAGGAGAGGUGGGUGGGUUGGGUUGGGUUUGGUUUUCCCCAUUAUUUAUUGGUUAGAAAGGCUGAGGUGGCGGUGAGGUAGCUUUGCUGCUGUUCCUGGUGCCUGUGGACAAGCACUACGGUGGGUCUGUGCACACCCAGCCCGUGCUCACUUGCAGCAGGAGAGGACAUGUUCUCAGAGCAUCUGUCAGCUCGUGGACAUGGGGGUGUUUGUGGUGCCUUCCCAGUGAAGGUCCUGCCAUCUCCAGCAAACCAGAACUCGCUGAUGGAAGGCCCAGAGGAACUGGUGACUUUGCAGUACAGCUGGAUUUUGGCGCUGUGUGCUGACUGAGCUCUCUUCUCCAGGUGAGCUGGAGUUCAGCAGGACUUUCCCACUGAAGUAUGUUUUUGUAGUAGAGCAGUUCCACCUUUCCUUGCUAGCUCCCUGUUCUCUUGUGCUCCUGCAUCCGAGCGGAUUUUCUGGCUGUAAUCAAGUUAGCAGGCAGGUUUAAUUAAAUAUUUAAUGUGUUGAGUCAUCUGUGUGCUUUUUAGUCAGAAAAUAUGCAAUUCCUUUUACUAGAGAGAAAAAAAAACAACUGGUAAAUUGGUAGGUGCAUCAUUUGCUACCAGGACUGAGGCUUGAUCUGGAUUUGCCGUUCAUAGAAUCGUUGAGCUGUGUGAUACCCAUAUUUUUGUAAUAAACCACUGGUUUUCUUCAUCUUGCAUGUUAGAUAUCUACACUGAUCUAAAUCAGCAACCAAUAAAUUAUGGCAACAUGA